Molecule: messenger RNA, 5524 nt
Organism: Mercenaria mercenaria
Lineage: Eukaryota; Metazoa; Mollusca; Bivalvia; Venerida; Veneridae
Product: ADAM 17-like protease
Exons: 22
Coding region: 170-2377 (735 amino acids)
Biological process (GO): Notch signaling pathway; membrane protein ectodomain proteolysis
Cellular component (GO): plasma membrane
Molecular function (GO): metalloendopeptidase activity
Source: RefSeq, a predicted model, not a curated record
CGCAGUUGGUCGCACAUUUGCCGCAGGACCGCAGAUGUCCAACACGUCGCGAAAUAGAGAUGUCAUCUGGAUCGAAAAACCAAGCGUCUACAUGCGUUACUAAUCAUGUUAUGAAUUGUUUACAUUCCCAACACAACUUCGCCGGGAAAUUUCAAUAUAGUUCACAGAAAUGCAGCUAAUAAUUUUAAUUUUCGCUACAUGUUUUCUCGUUGCUGUAUAUGGGAGACUGGAUGAUAAAUUCCACAACUAUGACAUUGUGAAGGAUGUCCAAGUACAUACAUUAUCAAAAAGAGAAGUUGCUGACAGUCUUCACACUAAACGUUUAAGUUUGACCGCAUUUGGACAGAACUUCACUUUGGAGUUAAAGCCCAGUCUUGACCUGUUCAGCCGUGACUUUUCAGUCACAAUCAUCCACAGUGACAAUUCUAAGGAGGUUCUCCGAGGGUUUGAUAAAAGCAAUUUCCUAUCAGGACAUGUUGUUGGUGAAACAAGAUCUCGGGCAGCAGUCCACAUUGAUGAGAAUGAUGUAGUUACAGGGGUUUUCACCUCAAACGGGGAGGAGUUUACACUGGAACCUCUGAUAAACCAUUUAGAGGAAGAGGAUGAAUUCCAUUCAGACUCCACCAUGAUAGCCUACAGACGAACAGACAUCAAAUCUGAUAGUGCACCACUGUGUGGAGCUGUCCAGCCCAACGUUACAGAGGACGAUUUCGAUGAAAUCAAGUUUGAGCAGUUUGAUGAAGACUCACACAGUAGAAAAAAGAGACAAACAACAGCUAAAAAGACAUGUAAGCUGAUGGCUGUAGCAGAUUAUAAAUUCUUUGCACAUAUGGGACGAGGCAGCAAAUAUUAUACGGCUAAUUAUAUUUCUGAAAUCAUCAAUAGAGUGAAUCAGAUUUACAAAUCAACUGGUUUCUCAUCUGGUUCCGGUUAUGGAUUUGAGUUGAAAGGCAUGGUAGUUCAUGAUGGACCAACUACAGUUACGACCGAUAAUUCAUAUUUGUAUAAUAGACAGAAAACAGACUGGGGAUCAACUGAACUGCUGCAGGCAUUUGGGAAAACCUCAGAAUAUGGCAUCGGCUACUGUUUGGCUCAUUUGUUUACAGCCGAACCAAUGCCAAGUAGUGUUUUGGGAUUAGCAUACAUUGCUAACUCAAGGGUUGGUACAGCUGGAGGGAUCUGCUCCCCAACUCGGUCUACUAAUGGAGUGACUUCCAUUUACAACAUUGGAUGGACUUCGUCAAAGAACGGGGCAGGAUCUACAGUCAGUUUCACACAACAGUCUCUUGUCACUGGUCAUGGACAUAGCUGGGGAAGUGAACAUGACCCCUCAGGCGACUGUUCUCCGGGAAGUAUUUUAGGGGACGGAAAAUAUCUAAUGUAUGCAUACUCUGUCACAGGAGAGGAUCCAAACAAUGAUGACUUCUCUAGCUGCAGCCGUAGUUCUAUAAAUGCUGUGUUAAAUAACAAAGCUGCCUCCUGUUUUGAAGUUGCUUCAGAGGAAAGUUUAUGUGGGAACAGUCGUAUUGACGCUGGUGAGGAGUGUGAUGAAGGGUUGCUAGGGAAACUUGGGGGUGGAGACUGUUGUACCACUACUUGCACAUUAAUUCCAGGGGCUCAGUGCAGCCCAGCUAAUUCUGCAUGUUGUGAACAAUGUCAGCUGGCAUCAGCCAAUUUUGUGUGCCAAGGUGAUAUUGACGGAUUAUGUCAAAAUGCUUCCAGAUGCAAUGGGGUUAGUUUUGACUGCCCUACAGCUCCAAACAAGCCUGACGGUACACAGUGUAUAGAAGGAGGAUUUUGUCAAACUGGUGUUUGUAUACCAUUCUGUGAAUACAUGUUGAAUACCAACUCCUGUGUCUGUGAUACUGUUGAAUCAUCAUGUAAGAGAUGUUGUCUAAUAGAUGGGCAGUGCCAAGUUGAAGGCUCGUAUCUCCUCCCUGAUGGAAGAUCAUGCAUACAAGGUUAUUGUGAGCAGGGUACCUGUGUCAAGGUGACAGUUGAUCUUGUUGAAAGAUUGUGGGAUCUGAUUGAUCAAAUCUCCAUUGAUUUGAUAGUUGAAGCCUUCAAAACCAAUAUGGUGGCAUGCGUAACAGGAUUUUCCUUGGUUCUGUAUAUCCCGAUCUGUAUCGUAGUUUGGUGUAUUGACAAGAAGAGGAAGAGAGAUUGGAAGAAAGAAAAUUCUGUACAUAUAAGAACUGAUCGUGGCCUUUCUCAUGAUGAAGAUAAACGUCCGAUUGAAGCCAAGCCAAGCAACAAACCGAAACCGUCAACCUUAGACGCAAGUGACCUGAUGAAUCACAAUUCAUACCAAAGACCCAAUAGCAGAGGGAAUCAGAUACAGCCACUUGGCCGCAAACCAACCAGUAGCCUGGCUUAAUCAUUUUUUAGCUUGCCUAAAUUUUUUUUAAAAAUCUACGCGGUAUUGUCAUCACUUGAUUGUCAGCGUUGGUUAAAAUUUUUGUUUAGAUCCGCCUUUUCUCAAAAACUAUAAAAGCUACAGCUUUGAAACUUUGCACACUUGUUUAUCAUCAUUAGGUCACUAUGUAGACCAAGAACCAUAACUCUAAUUUGCAUUUUGUCAAAAUUAUGGCCCUUUUUGUACUUAAAAAAUUUUAGUUUCUGGGAUAAAAAGUUUUAUUAGGUCCACUUUAGUUUCUGGGUUAAAAUUUUUGUUUAGGUCCACCUUUUCUCAAAAACCAUAAGAGCUACAGCUUUGAAACUUUGCACAUUUUGUUUAUCAUCAUUAGAUGACUUUGUAGGCCAAGAAUCAUAACUUUGAUAUGCAUUUUGUUAGAAUUACGGCCCUUUUUGAACUUAAAAAAUUUGAGUUUCUUGGUUAAAUUUUUUGUUUAGGUCCAACUUUUUCUCAAAAAAUAUAAGAGCUACAGCUUUAAAACUUUGCACACUUGUCUCUCAUCAUUAGAUGACUGCGUAGGCCAAAAACCAUAACUCUGAUAUGCAUUUUGUCAGAAUUAUGGCUCAUUUUGUACUUAGAAAUACUGAACUAUAACUCUUUUCUUACAUACUGUCCAGCACUUUCAGAUGAGUGAUGGCACCUGUAGGCAGUACUCUUGUUUAAGUAUUGUGAUAACAUGACUGUACAGGUAUUUUACCAUAUGCAUUGUGAUAACAUGACUGUACAGGUGUUUUACCAUAAGUAUUGUGAUAAUAUGACUGUAUAGGUAUUUUACCAUAAGUAUUGUGAUAACAUGACUACAGAUAUUUUACCAUAAAUAUUGUGAUAACAUGACUGUACAGGCAUUUUACCAUAUGCAUUGUGAUAACAUGACUGUACAGGUGUUUUACCAUAAGUAUUGUGAUAACAUGACUGUAUAGGUAUUUUACCAUAAGUAUUGUGAUAACAUGACUGUACAGGUAUUUUACCAUAAAUAUUGUGAUAACAUGACUGUACAGGCAUUUUACCAUAUGCAUUGUGAUAACAUGACUGUACAGGCAUUUUAUCUUAAGUAUUGUGAUAACAUGACUGUACAGGUGUUUUACCAUAAGUAUUGUGAUAAUAUGACUGUACAGGUAUUUUACCAUAUGUAUUGUGAUAACAUGACUGUACAGGUAUUUUACCAUAUGUAUUGUGAUAACAUGACUGUACAGGCAUUUUACCAUAUGCAUUGUGAUAACAUGACUGUACAGGCAUUUUAUCUUAAGUAUUGUGAUAACAUGACUGUACAGAUAUUUUACCAUAAAUAUUGUGAUAACAUGACUGUACAGAUAUUUUACCAUAAAUAUUGUGAUAACAUGACUAUACAGGUAUUUUAUUUGUAUGUGUGAUAACACAGCUGUAAAGGUAUUUUACCGUAUGUAUUGUGAUACCACUAUUACCAUGUAUCAUAUGUGACUUAUUUAUAUAUUUUUCAAAUUAUCUGUGAUAGAUUUAUAUCAAACUUCACAGUGUUUUUUUUUCACUGUACAUAUCAUAAUGCCUUAUAAGUUAUAACUAAUUUUUAUUAUUUUAGAAUAUUUUAUACAUUUUUGAGAAAGAAAAUAGUGUUGUUUUAUGGUAUAUUUGGCAGUAAAAAAAUCUAAAUUAUAAAAGUUUAAAGUGUUUAUGGGGGUGGGGGUGAGACACUGAUAAUAUUUUGUUUCUUUUUGGGGUAUAUUGGAUAAAUUGUCGCCAGUUCUUUAACUUUUUAUUAGCACAUAAGAAAUCUUUAUUAAUACUUUAUUGAGGUACGAGGUAUAACAGAUUUCAGGUAUUUGUAUUUCUUGCUUCAGUUUAAUAGAGGUUUACAAUUAUUGCCCAAUUUUUAAUUCAGGUCAUAUGAUAUUUUUUUAGUAGGGCAAAGAGCCAUUUUGUUGUGUUAGUGAGUGGGAGGUUAGAAAUGUUUUUAUAUUCAUCAAGGCAUUUAUAAAUUGUGUAUACAGACAAACUUUGUUCGCUCGAACUCAACGGGACAAGCAAAAUGUGUUAAGUUAUUGGUAGUUCGAGCCAUCGAGAAAUAUAUGUUAUAUAGAUAUUUUGCUGGGACUUGAUGGGGAGUUUGAGCGAAGGGUGAUAUGUACAAAUUACAGAGUUCGAGCAAACAAAGUUUGACUGCUGUAUUAGAAUUGGGGGGUAUAACAUGUGUUUGUAAAAGUUAUUUCUACUUUAUUAAGGCAUACCAGCUGUCCUGUACUCUAAUCGGGAUCAGGGUAAAGUGUAUGUUUGUUAAGUUUGUUUCAUACUAUAUUAGGGUAUAACAAGAGUUAUAUUUUUACCAUACUACUGAAUCUCAGAUUUACUCAUUCCACCUACUUAUAGGGCGUCUUUUGUUUGCGGAUGCUAAUUUUAUUAUAUAUCAUACACACUUAUUUUCAGUUGACAUCAGCUUUUUUUGCUAAAUCGAAAUUUAUAUAUGCAUAACUUUUCAUGCUAGUUACCGUAUUUGUUAUACAACAGGGUAUUAUUUUUUAAAUGUUUACUGCAAGUUAAGAGAAAUGAUAUUUUUAUGUGAAGUUCUGUCAUGCAGUAUUUUUUUGUUCAACGGAAAGUUAAGGCACUAUCCAAAGUUAAAAGAAAACUUUAAGCCAUUUAUACAUAAGAUAACAGAGGCUGAAUGAUUUGAUUAUCGGUAUUUAUAUCUUGGAGUCCAUAUUAGGGUGUUUUUUAAGUAUUAAUUUAAAAAAAAAAAUUUCAUUUCUCUCCAGAACUUUAUUGACUAUGAAAUGAUGAUUACCUGUUGGUACUCAAUUUAAAACCUUCAUUUAAUGUAUUGUAAAAAUGUUACAUAUAUCUUUACAUUACAGAUGUCAUAUUUACGUUACAUAUGACAUAUUUACAUAAAAACGUAACUUCUGUUUUACUUGUUUGCUUGUAUAUGUAUAAUGUGGAAAGAUGGGUAAAAUUAACUCUUUUAAAUAAUUGCUGGAAUUUUGUUAGUGCUGAUCUUUUUUGGUAAAGUAACAUAAUAAUAUUUUUGGUAAAGUUACAAAAUAGUAAUCUUUGGUCAAGUUAUAUAAUAAUUAUGUUUAUGUUAAUUGAAGUUCCGAGGGCUUUUUUUUUUUUAGCAAAUUGUACCUGUAAACUAAU